Molecule: messenger RNA, 2935 nt
Organism: Manduca sexta (tobacco hornworm)
Lineage: Eukaryota; Metazoa; Arthropoda; Insecta; Lepidoptera; Sphingidae
Gene: ave
Product: protein aveugle
Exons: 3
Coding region: 242-577 (111 amino acids)
Biological process (GO): cell surface receptor protein tyrosine kinase signaling pathway
Cellular component (GO): cytoplasmic side of plasma membrane
Molecular function (GO): protein binding
Source: RefSeq, a predicted model, not a curated record
CACUAUGACAUUUGAGUGUACCUCAGAACAUAAAAGACAGACUAGGCUGUAUGGCUGAGAGCCUUUGCCUUCUCCUUAAGGAGUAAAUCAAACCAAAAAAAAAGAAAAUGUCUAUGGACGAAAACGAAACGAACAAUAUCAAAACAAAAACUUUUCUUGCAUUUUGCACAAAAAGUGAUAAAUCUUUCUUAUAAUUCAUUGAAUACUAGUUUUUGUGACUAAGUUUACGUUAACUAUCAAAAUGGUAGAAGAAUCCAAUAUGAAUUCUAACAAAGCUAAGACGAAAACGACUCGUCCGAAGGCAGUGUACUUGUGGACAGAAGCCGAUGUGCAGAAAUGGCUUCGACGACACUGCAGCGACUACUAUAGUCUCUACUGGGAGAGGUUUCAUGAGCAUGACAUAACUGGCCGAGCAUUGGUCCGUAUAAACGACAACACCCUCCUGAGAAUGGGCAUCACAAAUAGGGAGCACAGGGAUGCAAUAUGGCGAGAGAUCCUCAAACUGCGGCUCAAAGCGGACAUAGUAGAGAUCAGGGAUCUGGAACGAAGGCACAACUACUUCAACUACGAUUUGUGACAAAGGCAGGAAGAUGCGGCUAGCUUCACUAGUGUUGUGACAGUAGAUAGACGAUAUCCCUUAUUCAAAUAUAUCAGCAACUAUAUUUACUUAAAGUGCAGUGUUAUCAUGGGGCUGUACCGUGCCUUAUUGGGUAUAUUCAGACUAUUUGAAGUUUUAAAUAGAUGAUAAUUACAGAAACAAUAUUCUAUACAGUCUGUAUCAGUUUACAGGAAGACGGUACUAUGAGAGGUUUUUUUUUAAAGUAACUUGUCAUAAAUGUAACUGCAUGUAAAUACUCAAGUAGUGAGGUGCUGUUAGAUAACUGAUUACAAUACAGUAUAACUGAAGGAUUCAUUAAAUUGUUUGUGAAAUUUUUGGACUUGUAUGUAAAAGUAUAUUUAUGGUGAAAUUUAAGAUGUGAUAAUAAUUUCACUGUUUACAGUAACAGUUCAUAGUCAAAAUUCAUUUUGAUUGUUAAUAAUUAGUGUACUGUAAUGUGGUAUGAAAUAAAUAUUUAAAUAAGAUAAAUUUAUAUUGUAUAUGAAUGCAUAAAAAAUAUCUUGGAAUUUCUUUAUGUCCAAUAAAUGUGACAGUAGAUAAUAAUUAUUAAAAUCAUAAUUUUUUAUGUAUCACCUCACCAGACUGAAGACAGAAUGACUUGCGAGUUAGGUUAUGGGACUCAUAAUGGUCUGAGUUUGAUACCUGGGUAAGGCAAUUAAAAGUUAUGUAUGCCUAUCAAUACUAUACGUAAAAGAAUUAUCCUUAAUUGGUUGAUUUGUGUUGUGUACCAUGGGAUAAAAGUAAGUUCUGAAGACUGGUUAACAUAGCACAGUCUACUCCAUCAGGCCAUGAGCUUAUUUAUUAUGUUUCAAUAAUUUGUAUGGAAUAUUCAUAAUAGAUAGAGAACAUGGAAUGUAUGAUUGUAUUUUUAUACUCUAUGUAUGGAUGUGAGUGUAAAAUUAUAACUAAGAAUUAUUGUGAAUAUGUUUGUAUGGAAAGGUGUUUAGUGUUAUUGUGAUUGCCAUUAGGUAAAGCCAUUUAACUUCCUAAAGCAUUACUUUCUAAUAUUGUAGUUACCUAUACUGAAUUACUUGGCAAACAGGCCCCAGUGGAUUAUGCAAACUUGCCCCAAAACAUAUCGCUAGCUUACUAUUACAACAUCCUAUGACUUUUUUUAUAAAGUACUAGAUUUAAAUUCGCAUAUUGGUAAAAAUUUGAGAAGACAUUAAUCAUGUUUAUCUUUCGGAAUUAUUGAAAUAAUACUGAAAAAAGCAUACAAUCAUGUCGAUGGGUGAAAGGCUAAUUGAUUUUAGCGAAAUUUUAUUCGAAAAAUCAUAACUAGGUUCCAAAAACAUAGAAGAGUGCUGAUUUUAUAUGUAUGCAACAUAGUGUCGAAAAAUAAUGUUGCUUAAGUCAAUUAACUUAUCAUCCAUCGAUGUGAUAUACAUUAUAAUUCAAUUUGUGCAAAUAAUAUAACAGAAUCCUGUAAUAGUGAGCCAGCGAUAUAGAGGCAGGCUGUUGUAGGCCUUGUUGAAUUGUUUUAGAUUACCUAUAUCGUGAAUUACAACCGUUUUCAAUAAACGAUCCCAAGCUCAAUCUUCAGUUCGAUUCCGAAAAUGGACCAAUCAAAAUUAGUCAUUUGUAAGCAUGUCAAAAAAUACUUUGAUCUGAUUGGUCCAUUUGUGAGAGGGAUUGACAAAAGCGAUUGAGAUCGGUUAUUCAAAAUGGCGGUUAAAGUUGUAGUCUUCUGUUCAACCGUCUGGCAUUUCCCCCAAAACCAUCACAACCUUCCCAAGAGCAGGCACAUUCCACAAUAAUUUUAGCGAGCUUAUUCGAUAAAGGUUGUCAGUUCUAUAGAGGUGUAUAUCCUUCUCUUUUUGCUACCUAACUAUGAGCAUAUUUUGAAUAGUGCGACAACGCUUCUUAAAUCUAUUCUCGCGUCUCUAUGUAUAAAAUAAAAACAAUAUUUCCAUAGUAGAAGUCGUAAUUCGUUGGCUAUCUGUUGGUAUCUUGUUCUAUCGUAAAGUCCUUAACGUUGGGGCAAUAUGUUGACGUAAACAGGCUUGGAUCCAAAAGAAGGGAAUUUUGUUUAUUUUAAUAUUUUUCUGUUAUUCUUACAUUUAGCGAGCAGUGUAGAGAGUCAAAUGCGCUGCUGCCCUGGAUCCGCGUCUGAUGUGAAAGUAAUCGUCCAAAAAUUAUGUAUAAUCAAUAUAAAACUUAAUAUUUAAUAGAACAGCUUUAAAUACUAUUUGGAAUUAAUUAUAAAAUUAUAUUUAGAAACAGAUUUGUUUGUAAAAACUUGUUUAGAUGUUAUAUUGUUGUCAUUGAAGAGAUAUGCGAAUAAUUCUGUAUAAUAAUGAAGAUAUUUUAUAUGUU